Daldinia childiae is the source of this 5718-nucleotide messenger RNA. RefSeq names its product GPI ethanolamine phosphate transferase 1. Gene Ontology annotation, biological process: regulation of DNA-templated transcription; DNA-templated transcription; GPI anchor biosynthetic process. Lineage: Eukaryota; Fungi; Ascomycota; Sordariomycetes; Xylariales; Hypoxylaceae. The record is from RefSeq and is a predicted model, not a curated record. Gene Ontology annotation, cellular component: endoplasmic reticulum membrane. Gene Ontology annotation, molecular function: mannose-ethanolamine phosphotransferase activity; DNA-binding transcription factor activity, RNA polymerase II-specific; DNA binding. The transcript is spliced from 11 exons. Bases 1 to 5718 code for a protein of 1905 amino acids.
AUGGCGGGUACCAGUCGCUUCAGAUUCCUGGCUAUAGCCAUGGUAUUCCACCUGAUUUACAUAUACUCCAUUUUCGAUGUCUACUUCGUCAGUCCCAUCGUUAGUGGAAUGCAGUUGUUCCGCGUAGAGAGACCUGCCGGAGUUAAGGCGCCGGCAGAUCGACUGGUACUCUUUGUUGGUGAUGGGUUACGCGCAGACAAGGCUUUUCAGUCACACCCCGAACCGUUCCCCGAAACCGAAGCCGACGAAGUCCCGAGACCGCUCGCGCCGUACCUGCGUUCCCGUGUGCUAGAACAUGGCACAUUUGGUGUGUCUCAUACUAGAGUACCUACAGAAUCUCGACCCGGACAUGUCGCCCUGAUCGCAGGACUUUACGAGGAUGUUUCUGCUGUUGCAACCGGUUGGAAAUUGAACCCGGUCAACUUCGAUAGCGUCUUUAAUAGAAGCGCUCACACAUGGAGUUGGGGUAGCCCUGAUAUUCUGCCUAUGUUCCAACAAGGCGCAACUCCUGGCAGGAUAGAUGCGGAUUGCUACGACGCGGAGUUCGAGGACUUCUCUAAAGAGGCGCUUGAGCUGGAUUUUUACGUGUUUGAUCAUGUCAAGGAGGUAUUUGCUGCCGCGCAAAAGAACAAGACCUUAAAUGACGCUUUAAGACAAGAGAAAGUUGUCUUCUUCCUGCAUCUCUUGGGAUUAGAUACUAAUGGUCAUUCGUAUCGACCAUACUCAAAGGAAUACCUCAGAAAUAUUCAAGUCGUUGACCAAGGCGUCAAGGAAAUAACGGAGCUGAUUCAAAAGUUUUACAACGAUGACAGGACAGCUUUCGUGUUUACGGCUGAUCAUGGCAUGAGCGAUUGGGGAAGCCAUGGAGACGGCCAUCCAGAUAACACCAGGACCCCGCUCAUCGCAUGGGGAUCAGGUAUAGCCAAGCCGUAUGUGUAUUCAGGGACUAUCGCCCCCGGUCACGACGAAUACUCAUCGGAUUGGAACCUGGACAAAAUCAAGAGGAAUGACGUACAUCAAGCGGAUGUUGCUGCUCUAAUGGCCUACUUGAUCGGGGUCGAGUUUCCUGCCAACUCUGUAGGAGAACUUCCGCUUUCGUAUCUUUCUGCAAAUAUCAAAGAAAAGGCCGAAGCGUCUUUAGUGAACGCUCAGGAAAUCCUAGAAAUGUACAAAGUGAAAGAGAACAACAAGAAGACAACAGAAAUAAGAUACCGAUCUUAUAAGCCCUUAAGCGAAGAGAGUGGCUCAUCUCCCGAAAAUCGAGUGUCAUCUAUCAGAAAGUUAAUCGAUAAUGGAAACUUUGAAGAAGCUAUCGAGGAGUCCGCAGCGCUGAUGAAAAUCGGACUCGAAGGAAUGCGCUAUUUGCAGACUUACGACUGGCUAUUCUUGAGAGCUCUCAUUACCAUUGGCUAUCUAGGAUGGAUGGCGUACGCUUUGACAACCGUUUUGAACCAACAUGUAUUGCAAGGUAGCACUCAGCCCUCGAGAAACCUUGGUGGCACCAUUGUUUUCUCCUCAAUCCUUGUUACACUUUACGCGUCCUUCAUCGUGUCGCACUCACCCAUCACCUACUAUGCAUACGCUUUAUUCCCUGUAUUCUUCUGGGAAGAAGUUUACGCUCGUAGGGACAGUUUGGUUAAGGGAAGACAGGCCUUAUUUGGGCACAUCAAAACCGGGCCCAAUAUCUUAUCUCUUACGUUCAAUAUUAUCAUCUAUAUUGGCAUCAUUGUGUCGCUGGCAUUUGGAUAUAUCCAUCGUGAAAUAUUUACAAUACUGUAUAUCGUGGGGGCAUUAUAUCCUCUAACUACUGGAGUAUCUUUCCUCCAAAAGUACUCAGUUCUCUCUGCGACUUGGUCUAUAUCAUGUCUGGUAAUGAGUAUUUUUACUUUGCUACCAGCAAUGAAAAUCGAAAGCAUACCCCUUACCAUGAUUGGCGGUUCGCUCAUGGUUGUUGUCGGCAUCCUGUACCUGAUUUUCGAAGAUAAGUUCCUGGCCGGCUCUUCAAGUUCAAAGAAAAGCAGCACAUUGCAGAAGGGUAAUGAAAUUUCCCGAACUUUAAUUGGGAUUCAGGUUGGGCUUAUCAUAUUGGCUAUGCUUGUCACUCGGAGCAGUGCUCUAUCACUUCAAGCAAAACAGGGCUUGCCACGCGGGAACCAGGCUGUAGGGUGGUUGGUGUUGGUCGUAUCGUUUUUGAUGCCUGUCGCUCAUCGACUUCAACCUAAUCACUAUUACCUUCAUAGGCUACUAGUUGUUUUCCUUACAUGCGCACCAACCUUCGUCAUCCUUACUAUCUCCUACGAGGGUCUAUUUUACUUCGCAUUCAGCUUGUUACUAGUUACCUGGGUACGAUUGGAACACCACACCUACGAAUUCCUCAAGUCAACUAGAAAGGGGUCGACGGAAGACAAAGAUAACAACAAGAAACCGGCGGAGGCGGUAGUGUCCAAAUUCCGGCCGCUAGUUCUAUCGGAUGCUCGUGUGGCUUUGUUCUUCUUUAUUCUACUACAAUCGGCCUUCUUCAGCACCGGCAAUAUCGCGUCUAUUUCUUCAUUCAGUUUAGAAAGCGUAAACCGACUUCUUCCAGUAUUUGACCCCUUUUCCCAGGGGACACUUCUAGUUCUCAAGCUUAUGAUCCCGUUUGCGCUAAUAUCAGCGAACCUGGGUAUCCUCAAUAUGAGAAUUGGAGUAGCGCCAUCGGCGCUCUUUAUGGUCGCAAUGGCCCUGACUGACGUACUAACACUCUACUUCUUCUGGGUAGUAAAGGAUGAGGGCUCGUGGCUUGAGAUAGGGUCAACAAUUAGUCACUUUGCUAUAGCCAGCCUUCUUUGCGUCUUCGUGGCCGCUUUAGAAGGGGUGAGCGCAUUAUUUAUUGCAGGUAUCGAAGUGAACAACUCGCACGAGGCAGCUGCUGACGCGAAUCGAAUCUGGAUGGACGCCGAUAUGAAUUCUGAUGGUGGUGAUCUGGCAAGGCAGCAGCAGCAACAGCAGCAGCAACCGCCGCCGCCGCCGCUAUCCGACUCAGGCUCGCUACAUACACCUCCUUCUAAUAACUACAACACACCACCCGGGUCGACGACGAGUACGCAGAAUGCACAAGGCGCGAUGAGCUUCCGAAGACAACGUGCUUCGAGGGCAUGUGAGACUUGUCAUGCUAGAAAGGUGCGAUGCGAUGCGGCGAGCCUUGGCGUCCCCUGUACCAAUUGUGUCGCCUUCCAAAUCGAAUGCAAAAUCCCACAACCUAAGAGGAAGAAGACCCAGGCGAACGCGGCAAAGGAUUCGGACAGCGACCGUGGGGACGUUAUCGAAGAAGCCUCUCCGAAGCCACCCAAUGCCGGCUCCUCUAAUACCUUCCCGGCACGACCGGCUGUGUUACACUCCUCCGAGGGUGUUCCAACAUCGACCGCCAUAGAAGCCCAAGCUAGGAAAGAAGAAGUUGCCCAUGAUACAUACCUCAACUUGGUCAUGAAACCCAAAUUUACCAGAGCCCCUAUCACCGAGGCUGGUAGAGUAGCCUUCUUGGGAGAAUCGUCGAAUCUGACACUGUUGGUUCAUGAUCGCCAGGGAGAUUCAGAUGUUGUGCAUUACCCGCUUCCCGAGAAUGUGCGCGGAUCCAGGGCCCGCUUAACUGAGCUGGAUAACAUUGAGGUCGAUAUUCUCCAUCGACGUGGGGCUUUCUUACUUCCGCCUAGGUCCCUCUGCGACGAGCUCAUCGAUUCUUACUUCAAAUGGAUACACCCUAUCGUACCCGUUAUAAAUAAGACUAGAUUUAUGAGGCAAUAUCGAGAUCCUAAAAACCCACCCUCGUUACUCCUUCUACAAGCUGUUCUACUUGCCGGCUCUCGAGUAUGCCACAACCCGCAACUCAUGGAUGCGAAUGGGUCGACAACGCCGGCUGCCCUGACGUUUUACAAGAGAGCAAAAGCCCUUUACGAUGCUAAUUAUGAGGAUGACCGCGUGACGAUAGUUCAAGCUUUACUCUUAAUGGGUUGGUAUUGGGAAGGUCCGGAAGACGUCACUAAGAAUGUCUUUUAUUGGAGUAGAGUUGCUAUCAUCGUAGCUCAAGGAUCUGGAAUGCACAGGUCCGUAGAGGCAUCACAACUAACCAAGGCUGACAAGAGAUUAUGGAAACGUAUCUGGUGGACGCUUUUCACCCGUGACCGGUCUGUAGCAGUUGCGCUGGGACGACCAUGCAAUAUCAACCUAGACGAUUCAGAUGUUGAAAUGUUAACUGAAGACGAUUUCAUUGAAGAUGAGCCGGACAACGCGAGCGGAGUCGCCCCUGAUCCUAUACAUGUUCAAUUCUUCCUACAGUACGUCAAGCUUUGCGAGAUCAUGGGCUUAGUCCUAUCCCAGCAGUAUUCUGUGGCAUCCAAAGGCCGACGCCAGAAUGCUAUCGAUCUCACUCACAGCGAUAUGGCUUUGGCCGAUUGGCUACAGAACUGUCCCAAAUCGGUAUAUUGGGAGAUGCCGCGACAUCAUUUCUGGAGCGCAUUGCUUCAUUCCACCUAUUACACUACCUUAUGUCUACUACACCGGGCACAUAUGCCUCCUAAUAGUAGUAGCGCCGCCAGGUUUCCAGACGACUCUUCCUACCCUUCGCGAAAUAUUGCCUUCCAGGCUGCAGGGAUGAUCACGUCCAUCAUUGAGAACUUGUCAGCACAUGAUGAGCUUCGAUACUGCCCUGCAUUCAUCGUCUACAGCUUGUUCUCUGCUCUCAUCAUGCACGUAUAUCAGAUGCGGUCACCUGUCUUCUCUAUCCAGCAAGUUACACAGAUUCGGAUUCGGACCUGUAUGGAAGCUCUUAAGGAGGUUUCUAAGGUAUGGCUAGUAGGCAAGAUGGUCCACACCCUGUUCGAAUCAAUAUUGGGGAAUAGAAAUAUGGAAGAGAGGUUACAAAAAGCUGCUGGCAAGCAUCAUAGGAAAGUUCAACAAAGCUUAGCUCAGCUAGAACAGCAUCAGCAAAGACAGCAAGAAGCUACUAAACGGAAAUACGAUGAGAUGGCUAUUGACUUUAGUAUAAAUACACCAGUACAUCAGGAAUCGUACGAACGGUCGCGUCCUCAAACCCCCAGGAACGAACCUAUUCAAAACCAGCCACCACAUAUGGGCCCACCCAUCAACUCACCGAAUACUAGGUCUGGAGACACUUUCAUGGGCACUAACAGCAGACCACAUACCCGACCGGCAACCCCGUUCAACCCAUCCUUCUCCGUCCCAACUACACCUCCGGACCUCUACCUCGUGACUCGUAACUCACCAAACCUUUCGCAAUCCAUAUGGGAGAAUUUCCAACCGGAUCAGCUCUUCCCUGAGAGUUCUCACAUGCCGAUGCCACAAAUGUCGCCGCCGCAGAAUCAGCAAAGUCUCGACCCGAGUCUUGUGAACCCGAUACAGGCUGGUAUGUCACCGCAGUCGCCUAGGCAGACCAACCAGUUCCAACCCCGGGUGCCGAACAAGGUCGCCGUUACGAGUCCCCCGCAGGCUAACAACUUCUUACAACCAGGAAUUGGAGGAUACCAGACCCAGACGAACAACCUGUGGCCGGGAGGCGAGGUCAACACGGGAAUGCCGGAUGGCCAAAGUCCAAGUGAUAGCUGGAGUACCGGAUCCGGACAGCAGCCUGUGCCGGCUACCUUGAAUGUCGAAGAUUGGUUCCAAUUCUUCGGUAUUAACGGGAGCGAUGUAAAUUUUUCAGGCUUGGACAUGCCCAUAGGCUGA